Eupeodes corollae is the source of this 2520-nucleotide messenger RNA. Its product is annotated as coiled-coil domain-containing protein 170. The coding region runs from base 76 to 2520 and encodes 814 amino acids. Lineage: Eukaryota; Metazoa; Arthropoda; Insecta; Diptera; Syrphidae. The record is from RefSeq and is a predicted model, not a curated record. The transcript has 8 exons.
CUUGAUGAGUUCUCUAAGAAGUUGUCGGUUUAUUGGCUGAAAUAAUUGGAUUCGAAUUGUGAAAAAAAUAGUAAAAUGUCUGGAAGACAUAAUCACCAUCAUCAUCACCAUCACAAUCUGCUCCAUGAUCAUCAUACAACUGGAUUGUCUCCUCAUCAUCAUCAUCUAAUUGAUACGAAUUGUGCAAGUGUUCCUGCAGCUCUUGAUCAUGUGGGAAAUCACUUGGAUCUGACAACAACUUUACGCAGUGAGUUAGCUGCAAUUUCCUGUAAACGUGAUCGAUUAGUUAUCGAGCUUGCUGAAUCAAAAAGUGCAUUAGUUUCCAAGGAAUCGGAAUGUGAAUCCCUCAGGGCUCAGGCAGCCCGCCAAUCAGCUUUGAUUGGAUCUCUGCAGAGUCGUUUACAAGCGGCCGAAAACCGUGAACACAGUAUUCAAUCACGAUGCGACAGUACAAUCAAUACAAUUCAGCGUGAGAAACGCUGCAUCGAUGACAAGAGCAAAGAGCUAAUAUGCAAAAUAAAUGAGCUCGAAUCGAACUUAGCUCAGGAAGAGAGCCAAAAAGAACAUGCCAAAGCUCAUUUUCAAGAUCUCAUACGCAAGCUCAGUUCAUGCUUUUCCAUGGAUGUAUGUGACCCUAAUCACUUAUCACCGGAAUGUAUCAUCAAUAGAGCAGAAGAGAUUAUGGCUGAGUUGCAUAGGACUAAAUCGAAGAUUGCUUCUACUUGUGAGACUUUGAGCAGUUGUGAAACAGAAUUAUUGAAUCUCAAGACAAUUGCUAAUUCCGAUAAGCAGAGACUUAAUGCACAGCUUGAAGUCAGUCACAAUCAUCAUCAUGAAUUGGAGAACAGAUGCAGACAGCUUGAAAGGGAUCUUCAGAUUGCAAGAGACCGUUUGACUGAGUCUGAGAUUACAGGAGACAAAAUGAGGGAGGAAUUGAGAGGCUUCGAAUCUCGUUGCCAUCGUCUACAGAAUAAUUUGGACCGAUUGCAGACUGAUCGUAUGCAAUUUUUAAGAAGUCUUGCAUCAUUACUUAGUCUUUCCGAGCCUUGUGAGACUUUAAUUAAAGACAAGAUCAGAGACAUCCUCAAUGAGAACCAAAACCAGCAUACGCAAUUACACUCUCUGCGAGAUCAACUCAACUCAGAGUCAUGUAAGCUUAAGGAUAUCCAAGAAACUUCCCAGUGCCGUCUUCGAAAUGAGGAGACCAUGAAAGCUGAAAUCGAAGAGCGUCUAGAAAGAACUCUAGCAGAACUACACGAUAUCAGGCAAGAGCACAUGGGACUAUCGGAGUUUUUAGUUCGAUUGGCUAGAGCUAUAAGUUGGAGCGAGUGUACAUCACCUCCUGCACCGGGAACUGAUACAAACAUAAUGGCUGAGAGUCUUCUAGAAAAAGCUGAACGUCUGGCAGCUCAUCACGACCACAGCCACUCGCAUAGCCAUUCUCCAGAAAAGAUUUGUUGUGAUCAUGGAAAUCAUCACCAUGGACACGCCCACAUUCACGGAAAACUUAGAAGGGAAAAGUCAUGCCAUGACAUUUCAAUAAAAGAGAGCUCCAGCAUGUACCAAUUACAGAGAAGAGUUCGUGUACUAAGAGAACAAGUCCAAAGACGUGAUCUUCACUUAGAACUGCUCAAACGUAAACUUGCAAUCAUAGAAGAUGGAGCCAGGGGCAAAUGUAUUCUUCAGGGCGAACGAGAUGACGCCGUUUGCAGAGCCAAAAAAGCAAGCAAACAAAUUGAUAAACUUACUGCCCAAUUAGUCGAUGCUAAGUCACAAAUUGCCGAAGCUCGAUCACAACUUGCUGAAGCUGUAGAGUAUAAGAUAACUGCUCUUGAACGUGCCCGUAAAAUUGACGAACUUACUGGUCAAAUUUGUGAUUUGGAAGAAGAAAAGACUAGACUUUUAGCACAACUCAGUGCUUUGAAGGAGAGAAUGAAGACUUGUGCUGAAUCUUCACAAAACCGUCGCUGUCGUGAUGAGGCUUUGAUCAAUUCCCUGCGUGAUGACAUUUCUCGCAUGCAAGGCCAACUAUCCGAUGCCAAUCAUCGUUUAUCCCACCUUCAAUCAUUCCGAACUUCAGUUGCUCGUACUCUUCACUUACGUGAUCUUCCUGAAACUGAUUUACUUCUUCGACUUCAAACCCUGUGCAGUGCCCACCAAGAAUUCACUCUCCUGUCACGAAGAUUCGAAUCAGCUUCACCGGUGGGUGAUCAUCCCUGCCCGAGGUAUGAUGAUGCCAUUCCACCAACAACUCAUUGCCGUCCAUUGAGAUCUAGCAGCCCUGGACCAGCUCCUGUAUGUGCUACAACUGCAACAACCAAUGCCACUCGUAAUCAUGACAGAUUUUCCUCGAAUUUACAUAAUUCUCGACACAGGGCACACUAUAGAAGUCUAAGUAGAGGAAGAUUGGGCCUGGGAGAUACUCUGCCCGAUUGUGAAGAACAUAAUCGUGGACGUGAACACUGCCAUGAUGGUCAUCAUUUUGAUGAAACUACUUAUGAAUUCAAUAAGAAAUAUUGA